GACACAACAAGUAAUCAACAAUUUGUAAAUUACUUUGGUCCCUCGGGAAAUCUGAAUUUUACAGUGACCACCAACUCAAACAACCAACAGAUCCUUAAAGUUCCGCUUUAUGAGGUUGAAGUUCGAUUCCGUGGUGAAGAUGGAUCUGUUGCUAUAACAUUUCCCCCAAGUGCCCAAUUUGAUGAGGAACCUGCUCUCUGCAACAAACAUACUGAUCCAAUUGAUGUGAAUGAACAAUUUGGCGCAGGAUUGGGAUAUUCAUCUUAUGAUAACUACAUAUUGUUCUUAAAUCAGGCUAACGUUGCACUCCCUAACUUUGA
Messenger RNA from Lottia gigantea (owl limpet), 320 nucleotides. RefSeq lists its product as hypothetical. The transcript is spliced from 2 exons. The annotation marks the transcript as partial. The record is from RefSeq and is a predicted model, not a curated record. Lineage: Eukaryota; Metazoa; Mollusca; Gastropoda; Lottiidae.